AUGGCGAGACCAGCGCACCUUGAGCCUUCCAAGCUCGGCACAAGGGAAUAUUGGGACGAGCUGUAUACCACGGAACUAGCGAACCACGCGCACGACCCCGCGGAUACGGGCACGGCCUGGUUCGACGACUCAGACGCCGAGGCGAAAUUGAUCGAGUUCCUCGAGGAAUCCGAGCGCGCGGGGGAAUUCGGACUCGAUGUCCGGAAUACGAGUUUUCUGGACUUGGGCACGGGGAAUGGAGCGCUGUUGUUCGCGCUCAGGGAUAAUGGGUGGGAAGGGGCUAUGUUGGGCGUGGAUUAUAGUGCGCUGAGCGUGAGGUUCGCGAGGAGGAUCGAGAGGGCGAGACGGGACGUACACUUCGCCGAACACGACAUAUUGCAUAGUCCCGCCACAGCGCUGCUAGACGAGCGGUACGCGCCUUCUAUACGGCGUGGGUGGGACGUGGUUCUCGACAAGGGCACGUUCGACGCCAUCUCGCUGUCCGCCGAGACGAUACGCGACGACGCCGACGCCGACACCAGACGCGUGAACGAGGUCUACGGCACGCGAAUCCUCCCCCUCGUCCGCGAGGGAGGGCUAUUCCUUAUCACGAGCUGUAAUUGGACGGAGGCCGAGCUGAGGAGCUGGUUCGGCGCCGCGCGGGAAAUCCUACCGAACGACGGGGAGGGGAACGGGUACUGGGGCUUCGAGGUCGUCGGCCGCGUCGAGUAUCGCAGCUUUAGCUUCGGCGGCGUCAAGGGGCAGACGAUUAGUAGUUUGUGCUUCCGGAAGGUGAGGAGGGGGGGAUAG
Xylaria bambusicola is the source of this 789-nucleotide messenger RNA. RefSeq lists its product as uncharacterized. Lineage: Eukaryota; Fungi; Ascomycota; Sordariomycetes; Xylariales; Xylariaceae. Bases 1 to 789 code for a protein of 262 amino acids. The record is from RefSeq and is a predicted model, not a curated record. Gene Ontology annotation, cellular component: cytoplasm. Gene Ontology annotation, biological process: peptidyl-lysine dimethylation; peptidyl-lysine monomethylation. The transcript has 3 exons. Gene Ontology annotation, molecular function: protein-lysine N-methyltransferase activity.